AUGCCGACUAAUUUCCAACGAAAUCAUCAUAAAAUUGUUUUCUGUGAAUCAUUACGUGAUCGACCACCAAAGCUUCAAGACAAUUUCAAGUAUAUUUCAUCACAACUCCAAGAUUCAUCACAGCUCCAAGAAUUUCGAGUUUUUGGAAUUGAGAGAGAUAAAGAAGAGCUACGUAAAAAACUGUAUUCUGAGAUGAAAAAAGUUGUUGGUUUAACUGUCCGUGACUGUAACAAGGCCGUGCGUAUGCUUUCAAAGAAUGAUGAGUUGAUGGUAAUCUUCUUUACUGUUGAGGACGAAGACAAUUUAGAAUGGGUAAAGGACUUGCUUGAAGAUGAUGCUUGA
Molecule: messenger RNA, 342 nt
Organism: Lactuca virosa
Lineage: Eukaryota; Viridiplantae; Streptophyta; Magnoliopsida; Asterales; Asteraceae
Source: the annotation of a GenBank genome assembly